This is a messenger RNA of Humulus lupulus (European hop), 6277 nucleotides long. RefSeq names its product protein RNA-directed DNA methylation 3. The record is from RefSeq and is a predicted model, not a curated record. Gene Ontology annotation, biological process: regulation of DNA-templated transcription elongation; regulation of transcription by RNA polymerase II; transcription elongation by RNA polymerase II. Bases 113 to 5950 code for a protein of 1945 amino acids. The transcript has 18 exons. Gene Ontology annotation, molecular function: mRNA binding. Gene Ontology annotation, cellular component: DSIF complex. Lineage: Eukaryota; Viridiplantae; Streptophyta; Magnoliopsida; Rosales; Cannabaceae.
CUGUCCAUUGUCACGCAAAAUCACAAUUCUUCUUCCCCCUUUCUUCUCUCUACAUGGUCUUCUCAUAUUCUCAGAGCUAUUUCGACUGUGAAAUCCUUCUUCCUGCAUUGUGAUGGGUUUGAAGGGAGUCGCCCAGAAGGGCAAGGGGGUCGCCGAUAAGGGCAAGGCCGUCGCCGAUAAAGCUUCUCCAGCCGGAAAACGGAAGCGCAGCGAUGAUGGGAAGAGGUCCGGUCGCAGUCGUCAGAGGAAUAGCCCGGGAGUGUUAAGGUUUUUUGAAGAUGACGCUGACGUGGCCGAUGAUAGCGAUUCCAGCGAUAUCAGUGACUACUUCAGAGAUUUUAUGGAAGAAGACUUUGGAUUGGGAGAAAAUGAUAACAAUGAAGCAGGAAAAUCCUCCAGUAUUCCAUUUAUUCCUAAAGAAGAGGAGAUGGAUGAAGAGGAAUUUGGUAGAAUGAUGGGAGAUGGAUACAACGAUAGCUCUCAAUUUGCUUCCUAUGCUGAAGAUGGUCAUGAGAACAAGAGAUCGACUGACAGAAGUUCGCGUAUGUCUUCCGAUGAUGAACCAAUUAUCUGGAAAGUCAAAUGUGCGGUUGGACGCGAGAGGGUUUUAUCUUUCUGUUUGAUGCAGAAGUAUGUUGACUUGAAAUCAUUAGGCAAAAAGUUGGAGAUAAUAUCUGCAUUUGCUCUUGAUCACGUCAAAGGAUUUUUGUUUAUAGAAUCUGACAAGCAAAGUAAUGUUAAUGAGGCAUGUUAUGGGCUACCUGGUGUGUAUGCAACUCGAGUAAUGCCAGUUCCUAGGAAUGAAGUUUCUCGUCUGGUCUCUAUUAAGCCUCCACGCAAUGAGAUUUCGGUGGGCAUGUGGGCCCGUGUAAAGAAUGGGAAAUAUAAGGGCGAUCUGGCUCAGGUUGUCCAUGUGAGCAAACCACCUAAAAGAGUAGUGGUGAAGCUGAUACCAAGAAUUGAUCUACAAGCGAUGGCUGAAAAAUAUGGUGGAGGAGCUACUGCCAAGAAAAUAUCCAAUCCAGCACCGCGAUUAAUCAAUUCAAGUGAACUUGAAGAGUUCCGACCUCUUAUUCAAACCAAGAAGGAUCGCGAUACUGGGAAGAUUGUUCAAGUUCUUGAUGGUAUGAUGAUCAAGGAUGGAUAUUUAUACAAAAAAGUAGCCAUAGAUUCCAUAAGUUGCUCUGGUGUUGAGCCAUCAGAAGAGGAGCAGAUGAAGUUUAGCACUUCUGAGAACAAUGAAUCUGAUAAUUCAGAGUGGCUUUCACAGCUCUAUGGGGAACAGAAGAAAAAGCGUUCCAUUAGAAAGGAUGCAUUGCACGACAAAGGAGUGAGCUCAGGGUCAGUUGCAGGUGGUAAAGGGGAGAGCUCAGGGUCAGUUACAGGUGGUAAAGGAGAGAGCUCAGGGUCAAUUGCAGGUGGUAAAGGAGAGAGCUCAGGGUCCAUGGCAGGUGGAAAAGGAGAGUGCUCAGAGUCAACUGCCAUGAAUAGUUUUGAAGUGCAUGAUCUUGUGUGUGUUGGCCGCAGAGACUUUGGGGUUAUCAUAGGCGUAGAGAAAGACUAUAGUUACAAGAUAUUGAAAGAGGGUAAAGAAGGACCUUCGGUGGUAACUGUUCAACAAAGUGAGUUACAGAACGAGCCAUCGGACAUGAAAUUUACUGCCUUAGAUCACCGCUUGAAGACCAUUAGUGUUAGUGAUACCGUCAAGGUUAUAGAAGGGCCAUUGGAGGGCAAGCAGGGAAUUGUUAAGAAAAUUUAUAGGGGGAUUGUCUUCAUGUAUGAUGAGAAUGAAACAGAAAAUUGUGGUUAUUUCUGCUGCAAAUCUCGUAUUUGUGAGAGAGUUAAGCUCUCUCCUAGCCCUUUCAAUGAAAAGGGUGGAGAAUCUAGUUUCCCAUGUUUUGAUGAUUUCCCAGCAUCCCCUAAAUCCCCUCUAUCACCUAAAAAGCCAUGGCAAUCAAGGGACGACAACCGUAAUUUUAAUCAGGCUGAUAAGGAUGGUAUGUUCAAUAUUGGUCAAACUUUGAGAAUCCGCAUUGGUCCAUUAAAGGGGUAUCUUUGCCGUGUCAUUGCAAUACGUCGUUCUGACGUCACAGUCAAGCUUGACUCUAAGCAGAAAAUUCUUACAGUUAAAAGUGAGCAUCUUUCUGAGGUUCGUGGGAGUAGCUCUGUUGUGUCAAGCGAGGGUCCAGAAUCUAGUUUUCUCAAACCUUUUGACCUGUUUGGAGGCGAAGGAUUGUCUACAGACUGGGCGGAUGGUGCAGGAGCAUCAGGAGCAGGUGAUGGGUGGACUUCUGGUGCAGUGUCUAGUGAAAGGAGCUCUUGGCCUAAUUUAUCUACACCGGGCUCUUCGAUGCAGUGGGAAUCUGGCGGUGCAAAUCAUGCUGGUGCUGAAAAUGAUGUUAAUAAAGAUGUGGAAGAUGCUUGGGGGAGCAAAGUGACUCCAAAGACAAAUGAUCCUUGGGGUGCUCAGGCAGCUGACAAAGAUGAUGCUGGUUGGGGAAGAAAAAGCACUGAGAAAGCUACUGGAGGAAGUGGGGGAGUUGACGGUAAUGCAUCUAAUAUAUGGAAUAAAGACUCUUCUGAAAAUACCGGAUGUAGUUGGGGACAAGAUAAAUCAAAAGUUGGAAUUUUAGGUGAUUCCUCAAAUGAUGCUUCAGCUUCCUGGGAGAAGAACAUUAAUGUGCAUGACAACCAGGAUUGUGGGAAAGCAGUGGAAGAACCCUGGGAUAAAGGAAAGAAUAUUGCUGACAAUUCAGCUGGCAGUUGGGGUGCUGCAACUACUAAAAAGAAUGAAUUAGAUUCUUGGGGCAAAAGUAAAAGUGUAGCUGAAGGAGGAUCAUGGGAAAAGAAAAAUGAUUGUGCUGGGGAGGAUGGCUUGAGCAAAACAGAUUCCACGUGGAGCCAACAGAAAUCUUGGGACACAGGGAAAGACAAAGUCAGCAAUGAUUCAUCUGCUUGGGGUAAGAAGACUUCUUUUCCAGAUAAGAACAACAGUGGAAAUUUUGGUUCCAGUGACAAUGAUGGCAGUCGAGAUUUAAGUUGGGGUAAGAAAGGUGCUUGGAACUCUGAAUCUGAUUCUUUGGGUGGAAACCAAGAUGCUGGUUGGGGAAAGAAAAGUGGUUGGAAUACUGCUGCUAGCGAUACUGAUGGCAAACAGGAUUCUAAUUGGGGUAAAAAAGGUGAUUGUAGUGCUGGACUUGGUGGCUCAGAGGGGAACCGAGAUUCUAAUUUGGGAAAGAAAAGUGAUUGGAACUCUGGAUCUGGUGACUCAAGGGGUAACGUGGAUUCUGGUUUGGGCAGCAAAAGCAGCUGGCACUCUAAAUCUUGUGAUGUUGAUGGGAGUAGGGACUCUAACUGGGGAAAGAAAAGUGAUUGGAACUCUGGAUCUAGUGGUACUUGUGGAAACAAAGAGUCUGGUUGGGGAACAAAAAGCAAUUUGAAUUCAGAAUCUGGUGGCACCAGUGAAAAUCAAGAUUCUGUGUGGGGCAAGAAAAGUAAUUGGAACUCAGAAUCUGAUGGUGCAAGUGGAAAUCAGGAUUCUGGUGGUGCCAAUGGAAAUCAAGAUUCUGCUUGGGGCAAGAAAAGUAAUUGGAACUCAGAGUCUGGUGGCACUGAUGGAAAUCAAGAUUCUGGUUGGGGUAAGAAGAGUAAUUGGAACUCAGAUUCUGGUGGCGCUAGUGGAAAUCAGGAUUCUGGCUGGGGCAAGAAGAGUAAUUGGAACUCAGAUUCUGGUGGUGCUAGCGGAAAUCAAGAAUCUGCUUGGGGCAAGAAAAGUAAUCAGAAUUCUGAAUCUGGUAAUGGGAAUUCUAACUGGGGCAGUGGGGAUAAUCAGACUGAGGAAUUUAAUAGUAAGCCAAGUGGUGGAAAUUGGAGAGGAGGGUUUGGAGGUCGAGGCGGGGAUAGAGGAGGCUACAGGGGUAGAGGAGGCUAUGGUGGUAGAGGUGGAGACAGAGGAGGCUUUGGUGGUAGAGGUGGAGAUAGGGGAGGCUUCGGUGGUAGAGGUAGAUCAGACCGCGGAGGCUUUGGUGGGAGAGGUGGAUCAGAUAGAGGAGGCUUUGGAGGCAGGGGCCGUGGAAGGAGGGAUCAAAAUGGUGGUUGGAACAGUAGAGAUUCUGGUGGGAAUGAUUCUUCGUGGAACAAAGGGUCGGAAAGUUCUGCUGAGGGAGGUAAAAACAGUGAUGGUGCUGGGGCUUGGAACCAAGGAAGUGAUUAUAAAAAUAAGUGGCAGGAUGGAACUUCAGGUAGCGCUGAAACUGGAAAUGUAUCUUGUGCUUGGAACCAGUCAGUGGAGGGAAAAGAUGGUGGUAGUUGGGACAAAGGAACCAGCUCCAGCACUGGAGGCGGUGGAAGUUGGGGCGAUAAUGGGAAACCUUCUGGUGCUUUUGGAGGAGCACAGUGGUCAAGCUCAAGUAAUACUAAUCAAGAGGGUGGCUGGAAAGGAUCACAAGCUGGUGGUUGGAACAAAGGAAGCAACCUGAGUACUGAAGCUGGUGGAAAUUGGGGGAGUGAGGGGAAAUCAUCUGCUGCUUCUUCAGCGGGUGGCUGGAAAGGAUCAAGUUCAGAAGCUGGCAACUGGAACAAGGGAACUGGCUCAAGUACUGGAGGUGAUGGAGAUUGGAGAAAUGAUGGAAAAACAUCUGUUGCUGCUUCUGGAGGAGGGGCGCAGUGCCCAGCCACAACUACUUCCAAUAAGGAGGGUGGCUGGAAUGGAUCAAUUUCACAAGAUGGCAGUUGGAACAAAGGAAACAAUCUGAGUUCUGGAAGUUGGGGGAAGAAAGAGAAUCCAGCUGGUGCUUCUGAGGGGACAGAGAGGACAAGCUCAGCUAUUACCAAUCAAAAGGGUGGCUGGGAAGGACAAAAUUCACAAGCUGGCAGUUGGGGUAAUAAUGUGAAACCAUCAGGUGGUUCUGGGGAAGGCCAGUGGUCAAGCUCAAAUACAUCCAAUCAGGGUGGUGUCUUUAAAGUGCCCAGUUCAACUGCACAAGCUGGCAGUUGGAACAAUCAGGGAUCAUACUCAAAUGCUGCCAGAGGAGGUUGGAAUACUCAAUCAAGUGCUGCGGAUGCAAAAGACAAAACUGAUGCAAGUGAAUCAACUGACGCAUGGGGUAAGCCAUCAUCAAAAUCUUGGGGGAGUGGAGGCAACGGUGGCGGCGGCUUUAAAGUACCCAGUUCAACUGCACAAGCUGGCAGUUGGAACAAUCAGGGAUCAGACUCAAAUGCUGCCAGAGGAGGUUGGAAUACUCAACCAAGUGCUGCAGAUGCAAAAGUCAAAACUGAUGCAAGUGGAUCAACUGACGCAUGGGGUAAGCCACCAUCAAAAUCUUGGGGAAGUGGAGGCAACAGUGGUGGUGGCUUUAAAGUACCCAGUUCAACUGCACAAGCUGGCAGUUGGAACAAUCAGGGAUCAGACUCAAAUGCUGCCAGAGGAGGUUGGAGUACUCAACCAAGUGCUGCAGAUGCAAAAGUCAAAACUGAUGCAAGUGGAUCAACUGACGCGUGGGGUAAGCCACCAUCAAAAUCUUGGGGGAGUGGAGGCAACAGUGGUGGUGGCUUUAAAGUGCCCAGUUCAACUGCACAAGCUGGCAGUUGGAACAAUCAGGGAUCAGACUCAAAUGCUGCCAAAGGAGGUUGGAAUUCUCAACCAAGCGCUGCAGAAUCAAAAGACAGAGCUGAUACAAGUGGAUCAACUGAUGCAUGGGGUAAGCCGCCAUCAAAAUCUUGGGGGAGUGGAGGUGGCGGCUUUAAAGAACCCAGUUCAACUGCACAAGCUGGCAGUUGGAACAAUCAGGGAUCAGACUCAAAUGCCGCCAGAGGAGGUUGGAAUACUCAACCAAGUGCUGCAGAUGCAAAAGACGGAACUGAUACAAGUGGAUCAACUGAUGCAUGGGGCAAGCCACCAUCGAAAUCUUGGGGCAGUGGAGGCAGCAGUGGUGGGAAAGGAGGAUGGUAAUCAACUCUCCAAACACUACUGUGGGUUACUUUUGAUUUGUUAUGACUGUAGAUAAUGCUUUUUCUUUAGUUUAGGAAGGACCUAGAACCUCAUUUUUUGAUCUGGGAACUAUGUUAUUCCUGACACAGAAUGUUCUUAUGGCUUUUGAAAAGCCCAGUGCUAGGCAAUGAGGUUAAUGACCUUUUAUUUUGAGCAUAACAGACUGACUGAAGGAAAAUCUUUGGGUUGUGUGAAGAUCGCUAUGCAUUUUGUUGUCUUGUACAGUACAGUCCAGGAAUCUGAAUUAUCCAUGCAUGGUAUUCUAUUAAGUUAAUUGAUUAUGCUGUG